AUGCUGUCUUCUGUCGCCACGCUGCUGUUGGCAGCUACAACACUCGUGUCUGCGCAGUCGGACUAUGGUGGAUCGUCGAAUGCCUCGUCAGCUUACCCGCCAUUCUCUGGAGACCCAUUCCAGAAGUACACCUUGAGCGCGAAGGGCAUCAAUGCCUCGUUCAUCCCGUACGGCGCGCGUUUGACCAACUUGUUCGUCAACGACAAGAACGGCAUGCCUCAAGAUGUCGCGGUUGGGUACGACAACGGGAAUCGAUACCUCCAGGACACCGAAACCAACCACACCUACUUCGGCGCUGUUGUCGGACGAUAUGCGAAUAGGUAAGAUGACUCUCUGCUAGGCAUUCAAGGACUCGGUGCUGACUCGAGCUUUGCAGAAUCAAGAAUGGCACUUUCACGAUUGAUGGCCAGACCUCGCACAUCCCAACGAACGAACACGGCGGCGCGAACACUCUGCACGGUGGAAAUGUCGGAUACGACCAGGCGAACUGGACUGUCGUUUCGCACACCACCAACAGCAUCACCUUCUCGUUCUACGACCAGCACAUGAGCGGCUUCCCCGGAGAUGUCUUGAACGUGGCAUCAUACACCUUGACAGAUGACCAGGCCUUCAUCUCCCGCCUUGUCUCGAUUCCGGUCAACGAGGCGACCCCGAUCAUGCUCGCGAACCACAUCUACUGGAACCUGGGCGCGUUUGUUACUCAGGACGCGAAGACGAUCUUGAAUGACACCCUGUACAUGCCAUACGCAGACCGAUACAUCCAGACCGAUGGCAUUCUUGUGCCAAAUGGAAGCAUCGCGUUGACGAAUGGCACUGCACUCGACUUCACCAAGCCAACCAAGCUCGGUCCCAAUCUCAUGAAGGCGACCGACUUCUGCGGCACCGGUUGCACAGGUAUCGACAAUGCUUUCAUCCUUGAUCGCUCACCGUACGCUGCACCCCGUGAUCCAGGGCUUAAGGUUCUGCAACUUUCCUCUCCAGUCACCGGAAUCCAGAUGGAUCUUGAGACGAACCAAGGCGGUCUGCAGAUCUACUCUUGCGUCGGCCAGAAUGGAACGAUUCCCGUCAAGCAGAGCCAGCAGCACAUCCAGGGCAACACGACUUAUGUCGAGAAGUUUGGUUGCAUUGUCAUUGAGACACAAAACGUAAGUAGAGCUGGACAUGCGGUCUUCGGUAGAGAUGAGUACUGACAGGCAUCGCAGUGGGUUGCCGGCAUCGACUACCCUCAAUGGGGACGCAAUGCAUACCAGAUCUUCUCCCCGACGACCGAGCCGGCGGUGAACUACCAGCGAUACCAGUUCAGCAUUGCAAAGUAA
This is a messenger RNA of Lecanosticta acicola, 1316 nucleotides long. The record is from the annotation of a GenBank genome assembly. NCBI's taxonomy places the organism in Eukaryota, Fungi, Ascomycota, Dothideomycetes, Mycosphaerellales, Mycosphaerellaceae.